AUGGCUGACGAAGCUACCAGCCUCCAAGAAGACACCCCCGAGCCAACGGAAGUCUCCAGCAGGAGCGACACUCAGUCUAAGCGGAAGAAGGCCUUCCGGUUCGUACCAUCUAGCGACAUCUUGUUGCUGAAAGAAGCUGUGAAGCACCGACCUUGGGCUGCUGGUCACGGAGAGACCCAAGUAUCCUUGUCCAGCUUCGCCAUUGGACUCAAGACAGCUCUACCAUCGUGUACAGCCGAUGGAAAGGCCUGCCGUCGCCGCUUUAAUGCCCCCUUAGAUGUUUUUCGACGCGAUGAGCUGGAGUUCCGUCGAUAA
Molecule: messenger RNA, 315 nt
Organism: Phytophthora nicotianae INRA-310
Lineage: Eukaryota; Oomycota; Peronosporomycetes; Peronosporales; Peronosporaceae
Exons: 1
Coding region: 1-315 (104 amino acids)
Source: RefSeq, a predicted model, not a curated record